CUGAACUGAAUCAUGUCUGGACGCGGAAAAGGAGCCGGUAAGACCAGGGCCAAGGCCAAGACCCGCUCCUCCAGGGCCGGACUCCAGUUCCCGGUGGGUCGUGUCCACAGACAUCUGAGGAAGGGCAACUACGCCCAGCGUGUCGGUGCCGGAGCUCCGGUCUACCUGGCGGCGGUGCUCGAGUACCUGACCGCUGAGAUCCUGGAGCUGGCCGGUAACGCGGCCCGCGACAACAAGAAGACCAGGAUCAUCCCCCGUCACCUGCAGCUGGCUGUCCGCAACGACGAGGAGCUCAACAAGCUGCUGGGCGGAGUCACCAUCGCUCAGGGCGGCGUGCUGCCCAACAUCCAGGCGGUGCUGCUGCCCAAGAAGACCGAGAAGCCCGCAAAGAAGUGAAGACCCCCGGGACCGACUGACCAACACAACGGCUCUUUUAAGAGCCACACACCCUGAACCAGAGAGAAGCUGCUUCCUGCACUAUUAUGUUCAUUCAUGAUUAUAAGUUCGAAGAAUUGAUAAAUAGUAAAACGUAUGUCCGAAUAAGAACAUUGGAAACUUAUAAAUUAGCAAAAAAAGCAUAAAUGUAUAGUCUUGUUUUCGAUUUCUACUUCAUACACAUUCACCUGGUUUAGAACGAAUUAAUGACUACCUAGUUUUCACUGAUUUGGAAUAUAAUUAAAAUGUAAUGGUUUUUUAUCAGGAUUCCAGUUAAUAUGCAUGAACCUCUAAAAUUUGAUGGAGUGACUUAAGAUCAAUCUUGAAAAGGACUUCUCAAAGUUAAUGUGGUUUGGGUUAAGAUUCCCGUGAAUGUGAAACCACUUCCUACCGUAAUGCCUAGUAUAGACACGUGGCUUGAACCAAGUCCGUGUUAUCACGUGAAUAACGAUAAAAUCGCUCUUUCAAAUUCAUAUAUUUA
Molecule: messenger RNA, 916 nt
Organism: Scophthalmus maximus (turbot)
Lineage: Eukaryota; Metazoa; Chordata; Actinopteri; Pleuronectiformes; Scophthalmidae
Product: late histone H2A.L3
Exons: 1
Coding region: 13-396 (127 amino acids)
Cellular component (GO): nucleosome
Molecular function (GO): protein heterodimerization activity; structural constituent of chromatin; DNA binding
Source: RefSeq, a predicted model, not a curated record